AAUAUUGAUUGGCAGAUACGAAUGACUUCUAAACUUCAAUAUGCACAUGACUCCGGUCCACACCUAAUAAAACAUAUAUUGCCCAUAUUCUUCCGUCUCUCCCCACUCUUCACCGCACAGUUCUUGCACACUUCCAUCUUUCCAGGGGAGAGAAUAUCCACGACCAACAAUGUGGGCUGUUGAUUUGCAAGUAAUGUUAGUGGUGGGUUUAUUGGUUAUGUUACAGCUUCAACAGUCUUUGCAACUGAGAUCUAGUCAUCCAAUGCAUGGGGUUGUGGAUAAGAUCAAUGAGAAAGCAGGACCUUAUAUUGGGCUAGUGAUGACUUUUCCUACUGAAGAACUUGCACUUAUAGACUCUGCUUUCUUUGUUCCCAGCUCGGAGAUCCCAUGGGUUGACUUGGCUGGAAGGAGGUUCAACAUUGGGACUAUUAAAGGUGAAGAUGUAAUUUAUGUGAUGACUGGAGAGCAAACAGUGAAUGCAGGUAUGACUGUUCAAAUCCUACUUGAUACAUUUGAUAUCAUAGGAAUUGUUCAUUAUGGGAUUGCUGGAAGUUCUAAUGAUUCAGUGUACAUUGGUGAUGUUAGUGUCCCAAAUUAUGUUGCCUAUACAGGAUCUUGGACAUGGAAGGAAUUCAGGUCAGCAGAGGAGAAUGUAACAGAAUUGAAUUUUGGUAAUUUCAACUUCCCUGAGAAGGGAGAGAAUUUGUUGGCAAUGAUAGACUUCACUCCACAGCAAUUGUACUCUGUUGGAAAACCAAUGGAAGAGGUUUUUUGGCUUCCAAUUGAUCCAAAAUUAUUCAAUAUUGCUUCUGAACUUCAGGAUGUAAAGCUAAAACAAUGUGUCAGUGAGACAUAUUGUCUACCUGAAACACCAAAGGUUGUAUAUGGAUUGAGAGGUUCUACUGCAGAUAUAUACCUUGACAAUGCAGCUUAUAGAGAAUUUCUCUUCAAAGCAUUUAAUGUCUCAACUGUUGAUGAAGAGAGCGCUGCAAUUGUAAUGACAUCUCUAUCAAAUGGAGUGCCUUGUAUUGUGUUUCGUGGUGUAUCAGAUUAUGCAGGCGGAGAGGGAUUACUGUCAUCAACGAGCCUUACUUAUUUGGCUGCUGUGAAUGCUCUCAGUGUUGCUGUUGAGUUUAUUGGAUUAUUUGGCGAGGAAGCUCCACGACCACUGAAAGUGGACACCAUUUGAGGCUAGAGAAAUAUUGCUAAAUAUGUAAACAAAUUAUUUAAUUUUCAUAAAGUAAUGUCCUAAAAUAUUUAGCAAUGCCCCAUGUUGUACAGUCAGUACUGAUUUCUAGAAGGUCUUGCCCUGCCUAUGAGGUGUGAGAGUUCUUAAGUGUGACCUGUGAAUGUUACCAUAUCCGCCAUGUGAAUGACUCUCUUGGGAGCUGUCUGGUGUGGACACAUCUAGUUGUCCUACACAUGGAUCAGCGAAUACACCACUGAAUCUAGAGCUAAGGUGAAGAGUGGAAGCCCCCACUUCCUUUAGGUCCAAGAAACACUCUUGGCCCUUACUUAGAGGUCCAACUUAACAGUACAGUAACUAGCUAAUCAGCGAUACUAACUGACUCAACUCAACAGCCUUGGCACAACUCAGCAGCCUUGACAUAGUUUGACCAGUACAUUUGGAGGUAUUAGUAUAGU
This is a messenger RNA of Quercus lobata, 1644 nucleotides long. Its product is annotated as bark storage protein A-like. Bases 170 to 1189 code for a protein of 339 amino acids. Gene Ontology annotation, biological process: nucleoside metabolic process. Gene Ontology annotation, molecular function: catalytic activity. Lineage: Eukaryota; Viridiplantae; Streptophyta; Magnoliopsida; Fagales; Fagaceae. The record is from RefSeq and is a predicted model, not a curated record. The transcript has 6 exons.